CGACAGUUCCCAUCGUUAUACGGUAACGUAAAGUGUUCCAGAAGACGUAAACAUGUGGAGAGUCGAGUAGUGAAUGGAAACACCCACCUGGUGAGAUUAUAAACGUGUAACUGAUCAACUUUACUCGGUGCUGUAACAGAUGGAGAACUACAGUAAGUCUCGGACGGUGGAGCAUCCGUCCGUCUGUCCCUUCAUCGUCCCCCCAGACACGCCAGAGGUCCGUGUCAAAGACGGCAGCAAGAUCCGUAACUUGCUGCGUUACGCCCUGAGCCGCAUGGAGGCCAAACCGCGAGCGGCCGAGGACGAGGGACGACCCGAGGACGGAGGAGUGGCCGCGGAAGGACAACGGGAAGCGGCGGGCCGGCCGCUCUGCCAACAGAUGGUGUUCACGGCGAGCGGUAAGGGCGUGUCUAAAGCCAUCACGUGUGCUGAGAUGGUGAAGCGGCGGGUGAAGGGGCUCCACCAGAUCACCAGGCUGCUGUCCUGCACCGUGGACGAGGUCUGGGAGCCGCUGGAGCCCGCUGCCGGCCUGGACAGCCUCACCGUCAGCAGAAAGCUGCCCACCAUCUGGAUCCUCCUCUCCAGAGAGCCGCUGGACCGCAGCCAGCCGGGAUACCAGGCGCCGGGCCGCUAUGACGCCCUGUGGGCUCAGUCCACCAACAAGGAGGACGGAGGACAGAGACCAGGACACAAGAGGAAGAAGGGAGGAGGAGUAGGAGGAGUAGUAGGAGGAGGAGGCGGCGGCGGCAGAGGGAGGGGACCUGCCCGUCAGACUGGACGUUCCAGAGAACCGGCGAGAGGACAGAGUUGAUUUCACUGUUUACAGACUGCAGACAUGAAGAAGACGAACGCUGGGAGGGAGCAGGAAGAGGACACUCAGAGGACACUUCUAGAGGACAUUUAUUCACCUUAUUCUCUACCUGAACUAGAGUGCUUCCACAUGGCGUCAUGUUGUGUUCUCACUUCUGUUUAGAGCAGAAGUGUCAUUAUUUAGCUUAGCGUCACCAGUGUUAAUACAUCCAUGGUUGUCAUCCUUUACUGGACAAAAAGCUGUUUUUAAGUUUUAAAAAACUCUUAUUUAGCUAAUGUUUUAGUAAACAUUUAGAUUUCCAACAUGUGAUCAGUUUAACCAAAUAAAUUUGGAAAUUAGCGGCGAUGUUUGACAGGAAGAACUAACACGCUAGGGUUCAAAGAGGAAGUGAAAAAAUGGGCGGGGCUACAUGAGGUGAAUAGAGGACAGCAGAGCGGUGGUUUGACGAUAGGUUUUACACUUUCAAAUCCUCCAUCAAAGUUUAAGUUGAUUUUCUUGAAGUAUUAACCUGAAGAGACCUCACCGCAACCUUUAGUCAACCUUCAGUCAACAUUGAGUCAGCGUUUAGUCAACGUUUCUUUUUAUUGUUCAGAAUAACUUUAUAUAAAUACCUGAGUUGAUGCAGCAGCAGGACUGUUGGUGCUUGUUGGAGACAUUUAGAGACGGAGCGUCCGCCGCUGAUCGAUGACGUACUUUGACCCCUGAUCUGAAACUGACCUGUGAAAACAAGCCACCGUUCUUACAGGUUUAAUUGUCCUUUUUAAAAAGAGAGACCCGGUCCAGAAGGGAGCCGAGGACGGCCCCCUGGUCUGAUGAGGAUUAGACUCCUGUAGCCGGAGAUCUGAGCCGAUUAGUUUGAUUUGUAGUGAAUUUACUGAAACAGGAUCGAUCACAAACUCUGUCCUUUUAACAUGUCUCAGUCAGCUUUAAGUUCAUGGAAAGUUCAUUGUCAGUAUUUUUUAUUUCACUGUGUUCACCGGUUUUCUACCCGUUGCUCUAAACUAUAAACAGGUUUUUGUCCUGAAAAUGUUUUUUUUUUUCCAGUAAAUUAAAGAGUUUCAAGUAAAACA
Molecule: messenger RNA, 1881 nt
Organism: Sebastes umbrosus (honeycomb rockfish)
Lineage: Eukaryota; Metazoa; Chordata; Actinopteri; Perciformes; Sebastidae
Gene: rpp25l
Product: ribonuclease P/MRP 25 subunit-like
Exons: 2
Coding region: 140-811 (223 amino acids)
Biological process (GO): tRNA 5'-leader removal
Cellular component (GO): ribonuclease MRP complex
Molecular function (GO): RNA binding
Source: RefSeq, a predicted model, not a curated record